Molecule: messenger RNA, 7848 nt
Organism: Salvelinus fontinalis (brook trout)
Lineage: Eukaryota; Metazoa; Chordata; Actinopteri; Salmoniformes; Salmonidae
Product: TBC1 domain family member 16-like
Exons: 13
Coding region: 3138-5387 (749 amino acids)
Biological process (GO): activation of GTPase activity
Cellular component (GO): early endosome
Molecular function (GO): GTPase activator activity
Source: RefSeq, a predicted model, not a curated record
AGCAUUGUGCUAUAUCAGUCAGGCUCCCUGCUUAGUCAUAUGCUGAAUAUGGAAUCAUAUCACACUCUGACCUCUUCUCGCCCUGCUGCUAUCAUACCGACCAGAAUAACCUCAGGCUAUGGAUACACACAGAGAACUGGUUAUUGCUGUUUUACCACCAAAUAACCUCUAACUUCCCUGUUUUGGUGGAGAUCUCCACUGUCUAUCAACUGGUUGGGGUAGCUGUUGUCUGGGGUGACCAGAAGGAGAACAAUGGACUAUGAGAUGUAGCUUUAAUCUGCUGAGGUAUGGAUGGAAGGUCCAGAGGGGUAUGGUUGACACUGAACACCUGGUAUAGUGAGUUCAGCCUGGUUUACUACUGCUCAUUUGCAAGUGGAUUCAAUGGAUUGGCUUUGUUCUGUAAGCAGUUACCAUGCAAAUGUCCGUGUGAGCAGCUCAGCGCUAUGGCCAGAGGGCUUUUAGGAUGGUUGUAGUACUGAAGUAUAGUGUGUACAUGCAGUGUUCUAAGAAAGGUAGCCUAAAAGAGAAACGUAAUCAUUGUAAAGUGUUACCUGGCCAAAUGAGUACAUUUGUUGCAUUCCUAGGAACCUCACUCACUCUCCCUAGCCUGGUACCCGGUCUUUUUUUAAAUAUUAUUUAUUUUUCUCCCCUUUUCUCCCCAAUUUUUCGUGGUAUCCAAUCGCUAGUAAUUACUAUCUUGUCUCAUCGCUACAUCUCCCGUAUUGGUGUUCGGGAGAGACGAAGGUCGAAAGUCAUGCGUCCUCCGAAGCACAACCCAACCAAGCCGCACUGCUUCUUUAACACAGCGCGCCUCCAACUCGGAAGCCAGCCGCACCAAUGUGUCGGAGGAAACACCGUGCACCCGGCUCCCUUGGUUAGCGCGCACUCCACCACAGGAGUCGCUGGAGCGCGAUGAGACAAGGAAAAUCCCUACCGGCCAAACCCUCCCUAACCCGGACGACACUAGCCCAAUUGUGCGUCGCCCCAUGGACCCCCCGGUCGCGGCCGGUUGCGACAGAGCCUGGGGGUGAACCCAGAGAGGCCCUGGUACCCGGUCUUUUUGUGCUGUCCUGCCAAUUCCUAUGAUCAUUGUCAGUCCAAAGACCAUAGCAGUUGGCAAGAUGGCACAAACAUAUCUGGGACCAGGCUUCAGUACAUACUCACUGGCCUUGCCUGGAUUCCAGGGCAGAAGACUUCCUGUCCGAGUCCUGAUAAGCCAGUAGGAAGUUACCCGUAGAUGCUGAUCUUGUGUCAGUUUUGCAUUUCCUCCACAAAUGGUUAGAAGUGGGAGAGGGGAAGCUGAUCCUAAAUCUUUACAGAGGGGAAACGUCACCCUGGAGCCCUGUUAACAGGAAGUCAGGGGCAUAGAGUUAAUCAGAGGAGGUAAACAUGGCUACCUCCCAAAUGGCACUCUAUUCUCUAUGUAGCGCAGUACUUUCUACCUCGGCACAUAGGGCUCUGGACUAAAGUAGUGCACCAUAUAGGGGAUAGGGUGCCAUUUGGGUCACAGGUCAUGACGCAGGGUUCUGAGGAAGAGGACAAGGAGGGAACAUUCCACACAUUCAGGAGUAGUGGGGCACUGGGAAUGUGUUCCAUGUCAUAGACUGUAGUGAUAGGGAACUGGGCUACAUUAUCAUAGGGUCGCACAGAGGAACUUACACACUAUGGAGUAACACUGAUAUGCCAGUAGCGCUAGUGGCCAAUUCCAGUCAUAGCAGAAAGAUUGACUGGAGUGAACAGCAAAAUGAUUUUGUUUACAGUCCUUGGAUAGUCUCUUUCAUCAUCCGCUGUGAAAGCUAUGAGUCUGGCACAUGAGACCAAUCAUAGUGUAGUCUCUUUCAUCAUCCGCUGUGAAAGCUAUGAGUCUGGCACGUGAGACCAGUCAUAGUGUAGUCUCUUUCAUCAUCCGCUGUGAAAGCUAUGAGUCUGGCAUGUGAGACCAGUCAUAGUGCACAGUUGUGUGACAUGUUGAGAAUAGCCAUAGAUGCUGACAUCUGUUUGCUCCUAAUAACAGACUAGGAUUUCACAUGGAAUGAUUGACCAGGUUUGUGUAGUGUGUGUGUGUAUGUUUAUUCAAGGUGGGGGACACACUUGCACACACACGCCUACACUAACAGAGCCAAGUGUGUGAGUCAAGAUAGUUGACGUGGCAUAGGGAAACACUAACUGUGAAUCUUUGUUGCAUGCCAGGGUUGACUUGUCGGGGUAAGAACACACUAAUACUAUACAAACAUCACAGUGUAACUUGAGCACAAAUGUCUGUCACGGCCUUUAAAUGAAAACUCAAACUGUAAGAGAGUUAGCUUUGCCGUGUUAGAUUGUAUAACGAUUAUAUACGUUGCCUUCACAAAGUAUUCACACCCCUCGAUUUAUGUUAUAGCCUGAAUGAAAAAUGAAUCAAAUAAUAUUUUUCACACCCAUCUACACACGAUAAUAAUGACAACGUGAGAAGAUGUUUUUAGAAAUGUUAGGACAUUUUAAAAGCUUUGCACACCUGGAUUGUACAAUAUUUGCACAUUAUUCUUUAAAAAAUUCUUCAAGCUCUGUCAAGUUGGUUGUUGAUCAUUGCUAGACAGCCAUUUUCAAUUCUUGCCAUAGAUUUUGAAGUAAAUUUGAGUCAAAACUGUAACUAGGCUACAUUGAAACAUUCAAUAUCGUCUUGGUAAGCAACUCCAUUGUAUAUUUGACCUUGUGUUUUAAGAUAUUGUCCUGCUGAAAAGUGAACUUGUCUCCCAGUGUCUGUUGGAAAGCAGACUGAACCAGGUUUUCCUCUAGGAUCUUGCCUGCGCUUAGCUCUAUUUGUUUCUUUUCAUACAAAAAAUCAAGAUUCUCUGGUCUGAUGAAACCAAGAUUGAACUCUUUGGCAUGAAUGUCAAGCGUCACGUCUGGAGGAAACCUGGCACCAUGCUGUGGGGAUGUUUUUCAGUGGCAGGGACUGGGAGACUAGUUUGGAACGAGGGAAAGAUGAACGGAGCAAAGUACACAGAGAUCCUAGAUGAGAACCUGCUCAGGACCUCCAACUGGGGCAAGGGUUCACCAUCCAACAGGACAACAACCUUAAGCGUACAGCCAAAACAACGCAUGGGAGAAUCUCCCCAAAUAUAGAGGAUGGGCGCAGAGUCCUGGUGUCGGUGUAGAUGUCUCUCGGUCGGCUCUUGCGACGCGCCUCCUCCAAGGCCUCGGACCUCCUGACCUUUAACCCAGGGUCGGCGGGGUCACGGAAUGGCUUGGACGGAGAGAUCAUCUUCUCCAAGAACAAUGUGUGUGUGCACCCUGCCGAGCCCCUGCCGGGCCUGCCCGAACACCAUCCAGGGUACCUGUGUGUGCACAUGGAGAAGGAUGAGAGCCUGGGAACCACUCUGAUCCUAACCUGGGUUCCCAACUCCCGCAUCCAGAGACAGGACGAGGAGGCAUUGCGUUACAUCACCCCAGAGAGCUCACCUGUCCGCAGGAACGCUCGGCGCAGGCCCCGCAGGCCCCACUCCCGACACCCUCCUGCCCAGGAGGAAGAUGAGGACCGGGAGGAGGAGGAGAGGAUCGGGAACGGAACUGGGAAUGGAGGGGGCCUGGGUCUGGAGGCCAGCAUAGAGCCCCCUCGUCCCCAGCUGCAGCAGUCCCAGUCUGGGGGGGAUGAGGGGGAUGAGGGGUCCUGUGAGCUGUCGGCUGACGAGGUGAGCAGGGACAGCACCAUGGGCUCGGACUCGGACACCACCUUCUCCUCACCCUUCUGCCUGUCGCCUGUCAGCGAGUCCCUCUUUGAGAGCAGCGGCUCUGUGUUCCUGGACAAUGAGAGCAGGGAGCUGUGUGAUGAGUCCAUGACCCAUUCGGCUAGCUCCGCCUCCAGCCUGGACAGCCACGCUCCCUCUGAGAACAACAGCCAAUCACAGGGCAUGCGGUGGGAGGAACAGCAGAAGGUGCUGGCGUUGGAGCAGCUGGGGGGAGUGUUCCGGGUCGACCUGGGUCACAUGAGGUCGCUCCGCCUCUUCUUCAGUGAUGAGGCGUGUAACAGUGGUCAGAUGGUGAUCGCCAGCAGGGAGAGCCAGUAUAAGGUCCUCCACUUCCACCACGCAGGUCUGGACAAGCUGGCUGAGGUCUUUCAACAGUGGAAGUGCUGCAGAGAGACCCAGCUCAAAGACCAGGUAGUGGAUGAGAAGUCAUGUAUGCAGUUCUCCAUCCGGAGGCCCACCCUACCGUCCGCUGAGACCCACCCAGAGGAACGUCUGUACCGCCGCCUGGACGUCACCACCUGGCUCCGACACCUCAACCACAACGGACAGGUGGAAGAGGAGUACAAGCUACGCAAGGCCAUCUUCUUUGGGGGCAUUGACCCUUCCAUCCGCGGGGAGGUGUGGCCCUUCUUACUGCACUACUACAGCUGUGACUCCUCCUCCCAGGAGAGAGAGGCCUGGAGACUGCAGAAACGCUCCGAGUACCAUCACAUCCAGCAGAGGAGGUUGUCUAUGAGUCCUGAGGAGCACAGUGACUUCUGGAGGAAGGUUCAGUUCACCGUGGAUAAGGACGUGGUGAGAACAGACCGCAGCAACCACUUCUUCAGGGGAGAGAACAACCCCAAUGUGGAGAUCAUGAGGUGUGUGCUGCUGAACUACGCCGUGUUCAACCCAGAGAUGGGCUACUGCCAGGGCAUGUCUGACCUAGUGGCUCCCCUACUGACCGAGGUGCAGGACGAGAGUGACACGUUCUGGUGCUUCGUCGGCCUGAUGGAGAACACCAUCUUCAUCAGCUCUCCCCGCGACGAGGACAUGGAGAGACAACUGAUGUACCUGAGGGAGCUGUUGCGUCUGAUGCUGCCCCGGUUCCACCAGCACCUGACCCAGCUGGGGGAGGACGGGCUACAGCUGCUGUUCUGUCACCGCUGGAUCCUACUCUGCUUCAAACGGGAGUUCCCCGACACCGAGGCCAUGCGUAUGUGGGAGGCCUGCUGGGCACACUACCAGACGGACUACUUCCAUCUGUUUGCGUGUGUGGCCAUCAUCGUGCUGUACGGGGAUGACGUGACGGAGCAGCAGUUAGCCACCGACCAGAUGUUGCUCCACUUCAGUAACCUCUCCAUGCACAUGAACGGGGAGCUGGUGCUGCGCAAGGCCCGUAGUCUGCUCUACCAGUUCCGUCUGUUACCCAGAAUCCCGUGCAGCCUCCAUGACCUGUGUAAGCUGUGCGGUCCAGGGAUGUGGGACAGUCGCUACAUCCCGGCCGUGGAGUGUUCUGGGGAGCACCCCGACUCCCAGAGCUGCCCCUAUGGAGGCACAGCCACCCCCCAGCCCUCUGCCUCCCCGUCGCCCUGCCCCUCACCCAACCCCACCCCACUCCCCAUGGGCAAGAGAGGCUCCAAGACCAGAGACAUCUUCAUGUUUCGGAAGCAGUCCUGAGUUGAAAUAGGGGGGAGGGAGAUAAUGGUGCUAAUUCUAACUGUUGAGUAGAUCAGGAGCUGCAGUACCACUUUUCUGCCACUAGGAUUCCCAACAUACUGUAUGUGCUUCUCUUCACACUCUCCUCCUUUUCACAAUCCCCAUCUUAUUAAAGGGAUUUUCCACCUGAUCCUUUUGUCCGGUGUGACAUGGAACACUGCCUUAUAAGAAUGUAUAUUUAUUUGGAACAUUCAGUACCACAGACACUUGGCACUACGGUUCCCAUGAAGAAGAAGCUGCUGUUCUGCUAUUGGAGGAGAUUGGACAAUCAUCACUCUGUGUUGGACUGUAACCGUUCAGGGUCCACACUGGUUUAAGGUUGCUGGACUGGAUUCAAGGUGACUCCAACAGUCAAAUACUGACUUGAGGUGUGUUGUCGUGAUUUGAACUCCAUCAAAAGGUUUUCAUAUGCUCACAAUGGAAUGUUUGUGUGAAAAAUGGAAUGAUAUAUUAUCUCAGCAUAUUGCAAUCAGGCUGAAGCCUUUUAACACUACACACUUAUAAACCUCCAUCAACCAAGAGAGGCAAGCUGUCAUUUCAACUGUCAGUAAGUUGAAAUAUUGUUACUUUUCAAAUCAUAUAUUUUUUCCGUUCCCUUCAGAGGGAGUGUGUGUAUCUGUGGGUUUGCGAUUACAAUAUUUAGCAAUAUAGUACGAUUAUAUCCUUGCAUGAGCAAUCCUUUAAGUAUAGAGGGCACAACCUGUUUAGCGAAUAACACAACGCCCAAAACAGAGGUAUAUAGGAAACUGUUUCCACAACAAGUUUUCUACAAACUUCCUUAUCAGAUUCCUGUUCAGAAAUCUAAUUUAUUCUCACAUUAUCAGAUGACACUCCCUGUCAGGCAGAAGGAAGGUGGGAUUUCAUUUAUCUUUGAUAAGAGGGGAUAUGAAUAAAUAUGGCAUCUAUCAAAGCAAUAGGGAUUGAAAAAUGUUUUUUGACCAGAUGUAGAGUUUGUGAAAAAUAUGCGGUGAUGGUUGUGGAUAUCACACCAUUACCAGUCAGUGUACAGUUUGGUCAGCUAGCUACAUAUCGAAUACGGGGCAGGAUAUUAGAAAAUGUGUUUGUAAGUUUACUUUAAGUUUGUUUUUGUUAAAUAAUGUCAGACAGGGCGGUUGUGUAAAAGCUCAGUGUUUUUGUUUUUUCAUAUCUAGAAACACAUUGACCUCCACCUUGACCUCCAAGUGAAUGAGCACCACCAUUGUCACUGCACUAAACAAUAUUAGAAUUCAUUUGAUUUGUACAGCACAGCUUCAAUCAAAUACAAUGACAUCUCAAGGUUCUUCACCUGCACCAAACAAGUGAAUUUGUCCAUAUGAAUGUAUCCACUUUGUUGCUUUCUAUUCUCUUGACUGUUUAUUUCACGUGUGUGUGUGUGUGUGUGUGUGUGUGUGUGUGUGUGUAAACGGCAGUGACCUCCCAACAUCUGGUAAUGAGUUGGGGAGCAGCCACCAAUAGGCCUCCACUGACUAAUCUCAAUUACACAACACAUCAUCACAGAGAGAGAACGAAAGGGGGAGAGCGAGCAGAAGAGAACCAACCAGAGAGGAAUGGCAGCUCUGUACCCGACCUGCUCCAAAUACUAUUUCAACUCAUUUUAAAUGGUUUAUUUGUGGUUGAGUGAGCUUGCCUGGCUGAAUAAUGGGCCAAUAGAUUAGUCUCAAAAGGUAGGCAGACAACACCAAAAGCUUAAGGUAUUUGAAAGAUCUUAAUUUAAAUGUAUUUCCCAGAGAACUAUCAAGGCCUAUCAAGUGAAGUGUUGAGAUCUGCAUGUUUCCUGUAAUCUGUGACUUGUCACGGUGGCGAUGGUUCUGGGGGGGGGGGGGGUGUUAAAGUGCCACUCCUGGGGGAAAAACAUCUUCAAAUUGCCACUAAAAGGUAACAUUAGGAUCUUCAAGCUGCUUCCCCUCUCUCUCCCGCUCAACAUGCAGUCUCUGCAAAUGACAUGCAUUACUGGCCCCUGCGUCCAUUAGUCAUCUAUGGCUGCUGCUCGCUGAAAAAGCCUGGAGAUUUAGAAGAUUGUACCAACCACUUUAUAAAGGGCUAACUGAUGGAUGGUAACGUGGUUUGGAAAAUAAUUGGGUGGCAAGGCGGCGGAGCUUUGUGUGUGUUUAUUUAGUUGCUUAUCUCGAUUCUUCAUCUCUUUCCAUGGACUGCUUAUCUCACAUGUUGAAACUGUUUCUGCACGUGAGUCACUGUAACAUGUCUUUGGCUUUAGUUCUAUUUAAAAAAUGUUUGUGACUGAGUUAUCACUGAAUGUACAGUUCUAUAAGGUUCUAUAAUAAGACACAGGCCACUGACAAGAGGGCCUACUGUGGUCCUAUGAUGUAGUGUAGCCAACACAUACAAGACUGGCUUUCACAUGCUGGAGGGCUGUGGUGAAGGCAGAAACCUUCGUGAUUUGAAAUAAAUGGUGUAAAUGGAA